AUGAAUUUUGUUUUCCUCUUUUAUGGUCCACCUUGUAGCGGUAAAGAUAAAUUUAUAAAUUACUUGCUCAAAAGAAAUAAGGCGAUUUACUUAUUUCUUUAUUUUUUUGUAAACAUAAAAAAAGAAACAGAACAUUCGUACAAACAAAAUGUAGAGGAAAAAAAAAUUUUCAUAAAAAUAAUAAAAUAUUAUUAUCAAAUAAAGGAAAGAGAACAAAAGAACAUAUUAAGAAUAAUAAGAAGAAAUGAAUAUAUAGCACCCUCCUUUUCAUUUUUAAUAUUUCUAACUAGACAUUUUUUAAAAGUCAUUAAUAAAAAGUCAUCAAUUUUUAUUCUUAAUAAAUAUAAAAAUGCACAAAAUGAAAGGGUUACACUUGAAGGGGGAAAAAAACAUCAUAAGAGCACUAGAGAAAAAAAAAAAAAUAAAAGAAAAAGAAAAAAUAAUAAUAAAAUAAAUAAUAAUUAUAUAUAUAAUAAUAUUUAUAAAAAAAAAAAAAUUUAUAAACCAUCUAUACAUAUAUAUAAUAAAAAUUUGUUUUUUAUUUUUUACAAAAAUAUAUAUAAAUUAAUAAAAUAUUUUAAAAAAUUUUUAAGGUAUAAUUUUAAUACAUACAUAUAUAACAUAUCAACAGAUGAAAUAGAAAAAUUAUUUUAUAACAACACUUAUAAUAUUAUAGAUUCGUUUAAAAGACAACAAAUUAAAAGAAUCAAUACUAAUAAUUGUUUUGUAUCUACAUUAAAUAAAUCAAAAUUUUAUAUAUUCCACAAAAAAGAUAAAAACAUAAAUGGAAACAUCUUUUAUCCAGUUUUCAAAAAAUCAAACAUAAAAAAUAAAAAGGAUACUCUUUUUAUAAAAUUAAAAAAAACAAACAAAAAACCAACGAGUUAUAAUCAAAUAAAGUAUUGGAACUUGUCUAGAAAAAUAGCAUAUGAAUAUUGCAAAAGUAUAAUGAAAAAGGGGGGACAAGAAAAUAGAAUUAUCAUAUUAAAUGAUACAUUUCAUUUGCCUUCCAUGAGAAAAGAAUAUUAUAUUCUGACCAAAAAAUAUCCUUACAAUUACAUUCAGACAUUUAUAAAUACACCACUUGCUACAUGUCUUAAUAGAAAUAAGAAGAGAGAAAAAUUCAAAUAUAUUUCUUCAAAAACUAUUAUUAGAAAUUAUAAAUGUCAUAAAAAAUAUUCAAUUCAAUCCAAGCUACAAAAAAAUGUAUCAAAAAUGUUACAUGUAGUCAAAUCAAAAUAUAAAUGGCAAGAAAAAAUAUUAUCGCUCCAAGUAAAUACCUUCUACAAAAAAUCUAAAACUAAUAAGAACAAACUAAUACAUAUUCUACGCUUUAUUUACAACAAUUUUGAUAACUUCAAAAAUAUGGAUACAAUAAAAAUAAGAAACGAUGAUAAGAAGAAAAACGAUAUGGACACCAACAAAUUAAAUAUUCUCAACGUAACCAUUAAUAAAAUGAUACAUGAAAAAUUAAAAAACCUCCCAAAUGAAAAGAAAAACGAAUAUGCCAAAAGGUUUCAUUUCAUUAAAUUGGAAAUAUUAAAAGAGUGCCGAAUGAAUACAAUGAUUACUCCUGAAUAUAUAGAUAAAAAAUUGGACAUAUCUUAA
Plasmodium falciparum 3D7 is the source of this 1608-nucleotide messenger RNA. It is a transcript of the gene PSTK, whose product is annotated as putative L-seryl-tRNA(Sec) kinase. NCBI's taxonomy places the organism in Eukaryota, Apicomplexa, Aconoidasida, Haemosporida, Plasmodiidae. The record is from RefSeq and is a predicted model, not a curated record. Gene Ontology annotation, molecular function: L-seryl-tRNA(Sec) kinase activity.